AUGGACCACUCCAACGUCGCUCUCCAUGUACCUGCCAACCUCGUGGGGCGCCUCGUGACAAAUAGAGUUGCAUGCCGCCAUCAUACCCAAGUACUGCAAGAAAGGCCUCAAGAUGCCCGAGCGUGUGCUAAAAGAAUUGAAUAUCGGCGCAAUUUGCUAAAUGCACUCCUUGCAGCGUGUGUGCAGACGGAAGGCUUUAAUCAGCGCGAUGCCGCUGUAAAGCUGGUCGAGAAGUUCAGCACUCUGGCGCAGACACUGGAUAGGUCCAGGGUUGUCGCAUUCACGUUUGGCGACAAAGAGGAUAAGGAGGUCGUAGCUUCGCCGAUCGAGGAGCAGGUUAUUGCGAGUGGGUGCUCGUCGCCUGGGCUGCCAUCUAGCCCAUUCGAAUUCUCUAUAUCAGAGCCUGUCCGAGAAGAUAUGUUACACCCUCUCGUCGUUGCGCUCCUUGCCUUCAGACUAGGCGGUCCCAUCAACGCAGCCUUUACUGGACACCAAAAUGAGUGGAGGCUCCCGACCGACGCCGCACGCGACAUACCAAGCUUCCAUUCUGAGGGCGAUGAAGGUGACUUUUUCGACAAUCUGCGAAUAACGGUAGUAUGGGAAAUGCGCAAUGACAAAGCAUCCGGUCCCUCGGGGAAACACAGCGUGUUUCUGACAGGCGAUGCCACGCCCCGACCGCUGGUAGUGCUGACAGCCCAAGAGCAGGCUGAAGUCAACUCACCAGUUACUAUCCUCUACGACUGCGGACAUGCGGCGUUGUACUACGAGUGCGAUGCUCCAGAUGUGAUACGCAAGAGCAGGAACUUGGAUGUCCAUCUGAAUACCAUCUCGGACGAAGACAUCCGCCUUCUGAACGGGGAAGCAAGUGGCAAGACUCAUGGGAAGCCAACACUAACAGAACUGGUGACCAACUUUCCCAUCGAAAGGUAUGCCAACCACUUCCAUGACCUCCUUUUCGACAGCGGCUCACUGGACGCCAUCCUUACCAAGCUCGACAUGUUCGACGUACCGCCAGCGCCUGCUCCUCUCAAAAAUGGGCAGCAUCUACAGGAAGAGCGAUUUGACACAUACAAGAAGGACAAUUUGGCUCAUCUGCCACUGGAUGUCAAGAGGAUGGAAAGCGACGUAUAUCUAGAGGGCAAUUAUUUCACAGCAGCCAGGUUCCUAGACAAGGUCGUUCUGAAAGCACGCCGCGACGUUCAUCUACCUCUUGGGGCCAGCCUUUUCCCACUGUCCCCUAUGGAAGGGAACAUGGAGUGGGCACGGAAGUUCAUCCGAGACUUACGCGAAGACCUGAUAUCAACCCGCGUAGCACACUACGCAACAGCUCUUGUAGAUCCUGCGUAUACAACUAGAGAUCUGAUUUCGACCGCGAAUUUGCGCAAUUGUGCGAAGAUGCUGGAGCAGCGCUACCUGGAACUCAUCGGCAUCGGUUUCAUACACGACGCAUGUCCACUUCCGUCGAUGGCUGCCUUGGCUUGUGCUUUCGGUAACGCCAUCGAUGGGCUCAAGGAGGUGCAGACUGUGGCGGAAACAUGGAUCGAAGAGAUGGAUCUGCAGGUCUAUCGAACGCGCUGUCUGUAUCUCUUUUGGUGCGCCGACUGGCUAGUAUGUUACUUGGUGAAGCUAGAACCAGGACCGUUCAUGAUCACUGAUGAGGACAUGGCUAUAGCAGGUGCUCGAGGUAUGGUAAAAGAGGUGCGUUGGAUAGCGACUAUGUUGUUGCGAAACUGGGUGGCCUGGAGUCUUUUAGUAGAGGGCUUGCCACAAGAUGGUUUCUUCGUCCGGCGGCCGUGA
This is a messenger RNA of Alternaria rosae, 1797 nucleotides long. RefSeq lists its product as uncharacterized. The transcript has a single exon. Lineage: Eukaryota; Fungi; Ascomycota; Dothideomycetes; Pleosporales; Pleosporaceae. The record is from RefSeq and is a predicted model, not a curated record. The coding region runs from base 1 to 1797 and encodes 598 amino acids.